CAAAAUUGAAGGAACUUGUUAGACAAUUACUUUCAUGGACCAGACAUGCAAGCAUCUACUGGGGAAGAAAAUUUCAUAGUGUUAAUCCAAGCCCUUCGACUCACGAAUAGAGGACUUAAAGACUACGUUGACUUCUGUCUGGAAGACAUUUAUAGCAGCAUCAUUAGAAAUGUGUCCAAAGUUGUUCCAGCUUGCAACACUUAUUGCAACAACCUACAUGAAAACCAAUGGUGUGCACAUUGUAAGAAAUGGAGGACUGAGAUAGAAAGUUACAUUCGGCUUUCACCGUUCAAGAAGAAAAUAAAAUGGCAAGACAUUGACUUUAGAAAGUUAACAGGACCGGACGGAGGUUUGGCAAAAACUGAGUUAUUUUCAAUCUACAUCAGACGGCAUCCAAAUACACCGGUGGAGUUUGAUAUUCAAGCAAUCUUAUCAUUGUUUCAGAACUGUGUUUAUUUUGACAUCGGAAAAAACAAGAGUCUUCUUGAUUCUGUUCGCAAUGUUAGGAAUAAACAUUUUGCCCACACAGCAAACUUUGAUAUCACUAACAAGAGCUUGAGGGAUUCAGUUGAUAAACUGAUUCUUUUGUUUCAACAUCCAUCAAUGCUGAAUUAUGGAAAUUCAAAGUGUAUCAUUACCAAGUUAAGGAAACUGAGAAAAAGGAAUAUGGAACUGGUUGAGACAAGUACGCAUGAACUCUGUAGAGAAAUCAUUGAACUCCGAUACGAUUCAUCCACAGCACAAAGAAAACUAGACACAUAUAUAUUACCACCGUCCACAGAGACAGGAUUGGUCAGGCGGAUGAGGGCAGCAGUCAUCAGAUCGAUAAGAGGACAGUGUCAUUACGUUCCUGUUUUCCUUACCCUCCUGAUAUCCUUGAUUACGGCAUAUUGGUUAAAGUACGAAAAAGACACUAACAUGAAAGGUUACUUGUACUCCAUAAUGACAAGAAAUUAUCCACAAGAACUCCAAAGUCCAGAGGGUUGCAAAACCAUUGAAUAUGAAUAUCCAUUUGCUGUUGACAUCGACUUUGAAUUCUAUCGUUCUACACACGACAUGCUAGUCGGUCGAAAAUGGCUGCUUUAUGAAUUGGAAAAUACAAUGCGUUCUUCCCCUAGAGGUGUAAUGUUUAUAGCAGAAAUGGGAUAUGGAAAAUCUGCAAUAAUGUCUCAUCUAGCGUGCCAGGACGAUCGACGAGAAGCAGGUUAUCCAAUUUACGAAAAUAUAUCCGUUUUCCAUAUUUGUACUUUUGAAUCCCAAAAGACAUUGCUUCCAGGAUUAUUUGUCAAAAAUAUGGCGGGAGGAUUUGCGAAGUACAUACCGAAAUUUAAACAGUAUUUGGAGCAAAAUCGAUGGUUUAAAGAUUAUUUCGAAGGUGGAAAAUGUCUUGAGGAUGCCGAAGGAUGUCUAGAUUUUCUAGUUAUCAAGACACUUCAUCAACUCAAAAAUGAAUCAAAAACUCAUAUUGUCGUCAUAGAUGCCCUGGACGAGUGUAUAGAAUAUGAUUAUAAAUUCAAUAUUGUAAGCCUGCUUCAAAGAAGAAUUACAAAAUUCCCAAAAUAUAUAAAAUUUCUCACCUCAUCCCGUAAUAUUUCACGUAUAUCUCCACUAAACCUACAUUUAAUUGUGUUUGAACAAAAAGCCAAAAACUAUAAAAAUAACAGAGAUAUUAGCAUAUUUGUUGGGAGGAAACUGCAGAAUGCUCAACCGAAGGAGCUCGGUAAACUCAAGUCUUUAUUCAAAAGUUCGGACAUGGACGAGAUCAGGGACAAAGCUGUGAAAUAUGGAAAAGGCAAUAUGCUUUUCGUAUUGCAUGCAUUGAAAUUGUGGACAGAUACUGAGCAGUUGUCUUUAGAUACCAUUCCUAAUACACUUGAAACGUUAUUUUACGAUCAAUUUCUCCGAAUAUUUGGAAACGAUGACGCUAAGUUUGGCAGUACUAAAAAGAUCUUGGAAAUAUUGUGUGCAAGCACCGAACCGUUGUCUGAGGCCGAAAUAUUCGAAAUUGGCAACAUCUCCGAGGUUGAUCAAAAUCACAUAAUUAAGUUAAUGGGAAAUGAACUAAGCCAUUUCAUCAGACUAAUUCACGGAAAAGUACUAAUCCUUCAUAGAUCGCUCUCGAAAUUUUUAACAAAUAACGAUAGAAGAAGAGAACAAUUCUACAUAUCAAAACAAAAUGGCUGUGUCCAUUUGUCUUACUACUUCCUAAGAAGUGUGAAUUCUAAACGGAGUUUCAAUGAUACUGAUAUUUUACAGUUAACAGAAUAUGUAUCUUGCUCGAAAAAACAAGAAUUGAAAGAUGUGUACUUAAAAUCUGGGGAAAAAUACAAUUCUAGUAUUCACUACAAAACUCGAUUCACACAUCGUCCUAUAUUCCUUCUUCAUCGAGCUGCACUAAAAUUAUAUUCCCACUCCAGUAUGUCUCUUUUUCUGGAUCUGUACUUAAAAUUUCCGUUGGCACAUGUUGACGAAAACGACGACGGAAAUAUCACUGCUUCGUACGUCGCUGCAGCCUAUGGUAAUCAUGAAGGACUUGAGGCUCUUUUGAAGUAUGGAGCUAACGUGAAUUUUACCAGAUUAGGACCCAGAAUAAUGAAUAGUUCUUUUGAUGACAUAGUUGAAUUCAGCAAACUUUACGCUCAAUGGGAAUAUAAUCUUUUGAAUAUUGCCUCGCAAAAUGGACAUCUCAAAAUCGUUCGGAUUCUUCUCCGAAAUAAGGUUCAUAUAAAACAUAAAAUUUCCUGUGGAGUCGAUUCUUUCCAACUGGCUUCAGAAUUUGGACAAACUUCAGUUGUGAAAUACUUUCUCAUGAAUUACAAGAGUACAUUUUCUAAAAGUUUUAAUUUUUCUCUCUAUCUGGCAUCAAAAAACGGACAUGAAGAUAUUGUAUCAUUAUUACUGCAUCAUGGAGCUGUUGAUAUUUGUCUUCCAUGCACAGGGAGGAUGUAUUGGACAGAGUUUCACCAAACUCGCUUACAAGUAAUAGACAAUGAAUUUGAUUUCCAUUUGCUAAACUACAUUUUUGAGGAUGACAGACGGAGGAUACGAUGCGAGACAGCGAUAGAAGUGGCAAUUCAAAAUGGAUACACUGAAGUUGUAAAGCGUUUAAUAGCACAUUCUAAUUCUAGUCUACUCUGUAGAGAAUCUGGUGGUAGAACACCUCUUUUGACAGCCGUUAGGUUUGAUCGGACAGACAUCCUACAGUUCUUUACAUCUCUCAACGUGUCCAUUGCUCAGCACUGUGUUUCUGGGUAUCAGAAAAAGGAUAGAUUUGAACUUAGCAAGACGGAAGAAUUUGAAUAUGAUAAAAACAUGUGUUCAAAUAACAUGUCAGCGUUUCAUAUCGUCGCGGAGUAUGGAAGCUCGAAAACCUUACUUAUGCUAUAUGAUAAUUUCAAAAACGUUUUUUGGACAGCACUUGAUAUAUUUGGUUCAACACCUGUACAUUAUCUAGCCUGUCAAGGACGAGUUGAAUUGAUCAGUCAUUUCGAGAGCAAUUACCAUGUCAAAUCCUACAAUGGUUCUACGCUAUUACAUUCAGCAGCCAUAUGUAAGCAAUAUCUCCUUCUUGAUUACCUUCUCACCCGAAUCUCCCAAUCUCCUUUAGAUGAUAGGAAUCAAAGCUUUGUUCAUUACCUUGCUCAGAGUGAAAGUUUUAUGUAUGAAGAUGUGCAAUCUGUCAUUGACCACAAACAACAUUUAAGAAAAACAACUUUCCAAAGAAUAAAAAAAGAACUAUUCUUCAGAGAUGUGAUGAAAAGAACUGCGUUUCACUACGCGGCUAUUCAUAGAAACAUCAAUUUUCUUCUGCUUUGUCUUGAACUUGAUUGGAAUCACAGAAUUUGGAACGAUCUGUUUGAGCUUCGUGACAUCAACAAUGAGACAGUAAUAGAUUUGUUGUUUAAACAUUUACCGCCAUAUGAUAGCUUUUCGACAUCAAUUUUUACACUUUCAAAUUACUUUAUUAGAAACCCACAUCAACAUUUUAUCUCUUUAAUUCUCGAUAAAUCAUUUUCAAGAAAUAUUAUAGAAGAGAAACUUCCGGUAUUCUGUGAGUACAGUGUGCGACAUGGAUAUCCUCGAAUCUUUGAAAUACUUUUGAUAAAAUACCAGGAACAUGGUUAUAAUAUUAUUCAUUUUGAUGAAUGCGUAUCAAAUUUUUUUCAUAUAAUCCCUACCCUGGAUUAUAUAGAUCCAUCGUAUUUUAAAUUUCUUGACUUCUCUUCUUUCUUGAAAUGUAACUGUGAUAGUUCGAUGAAGUUUGCAUUUCAUAAGUUGAUGGAAGAUCGCAAGAUAUCGUUUAGAAUGUACAUAAAGAGAGUACUGAACUCUAAGAUGAACUGUAGUUCUAUGGAUUUUUGCUAUGAUGACGAAGGAUAUAACCCGUUACAUAGGGCUGUUAUUGGCGGAAAUUAUUAUGCUUUCGAACUUUUAAUAAACAAUGGAAUGUCUGUGAAUGUCGCAAGUAAAGACGGAAGGGACGUUCUACAGUUAUUGAUUGAACAUGCACCAUGCAUUCCAGACGAUUUCGAUCUCUCUAAGAAAUUUUCUUUCGGCAUGCCUUUGACACAUACCGAAACACUAAGCCUUAGGCGGAGUAGAAGGUAUGACGAUAUUGGUCGUUACAUUGCAAAAAAUACGACACUUAUUAUGAAAAGGACUCUGACGCAAAUAUGCGACAGAACAACGAACUCUCUCAGCAUCGUUCAUGUUGUUGCCGCUAAAGGCCUUGUAGAAAUUUUAGACGUUAUUAAGGAAUCUUUUGGAGAGACAUAUUCCCAUUGCUUAAAUCGUAGAAAUAUUUCAACAGCCUAUUUGGUAAGUGUUUUUGGUCAUUUGUCGUUCGAAUUUGCAAAGAUUGAGUUUUCCACCGAUCUUACGUACACCACUGCUGCAUUAUAUCUUAAAUUCGCAUUCGACUUUAAAGCUUUCGUUUAUCCAAAAGAUUCUUUUUAUUGGAAAUGUAAACGUACAGUAACAAAUUUCAGAAACACGAGGUCUUUGCUAAGCUGCGCUGGUAAAGCGGAUGAAGAAAACGCGAUACUCAUGUCUCAGGUUAUUAAACUGAACGGUUUCAAGUCGAUGAAAGACUACAAAAAAUAUCAUGAAAAUUGUGAAUGCUGUAAAAUGGGCGCACAGAAAUUCUCAAAAUCCGAAUUUGACAAUCUUUUAAAAGAAUUAAGGAAUUAUUGGGAAAAUCCAAAACAAUUUAAAUACAGCUACCUGCUUCAACACAGACAACUAGAAAUUGCACUCGAAAAUUUGGAAUGCAAAAUGAAAAGAGAUAAAAGAAGUAAACAAUGUCUCUCGCUUUUUUCCAGGAUGAUAAAAUGGAAAAGAACCAUACGAUUUCUUUUCCCAAGAAUUAGUAUAGAGAUACCAUUUACAGCUAUUACAUAUCUAUACGAGCAUGAUAUAAUGGCACCUUUUCAAUUUCAAUUUCUGCCAAGUUUCAAACAUGUUGAUAUGUUAAGCCGUAGUUUUGUGUUUCUGUCGAAGGAAAUCUUACAAACUUAUCCUGGAUUUCAAUCAUCAAAGGAAUAUGACUACUGGGAUGUUUGCAGAAGAAACGGAGACAAAAGGAACAAGAAAAUGGUACAAACAAUUCUGAAUACCCCAGUAUCUGAAAUUCGGAAAUGGAAAGGAACUGAACGAAGCAGGCGUAUCAUGCUCCAUCAGUUUGGGCAUUCUGAUGAUGACCUUCCCACUGAUAGACCAUUGCACCUAUAUGAACGACUCCUGGAAAAUGAUAACUGAUAUUAAGAAAACAUCUUCGAAAUCGUUUUCUUUAAAAAUGUUCGCUCUUGAUAUCUGUGGAAUAGAUUAGGCUAAUCUUAUGCACAUUUUCAUUUCAACAUCAUGAAAAUGAUUAAGAACAACCCCCUUUUUUUUUCAGGCGAAGUUGCAACCCUAUAACUCUCUUGAAAUUUUCCAUUUAGCAUUUAUUUUUGGUUUGAGUACUUCUUAAAUAAAUAUUUCAUUAUAACCUUUAAAUGAUGUUAUAUAUCUCAACUGAUUCGAUACGCAAGAGCUUGCUCUGCAUAUGAUCAGUUUUGUUUGGUUCGAGUCAGGCUACUGACAAAGUUGAUGGUUCAGGGGUUUCAACAGUCUCCUUUAAAGUCAGCAUUUCGGAAAUCUUAUGGUCAUUAUAAUGAUAUAGUUUACCAACACAACUUAUCAUUGUGUCAAAUGCUGUCUGACGUGUUUCAUACCGAUUGUUAGGCCGUUCUUGGCACACUGAUUUUUGACUACGGAUAACUCCGUUUACCUGAUCAAGAUAUAGGGCUCACGGCGGGUUUGAUCGAUCAACAGGAGAUGCUUAAUUUCCCUAGGUCCCUGAUCCCACCUCUGGAAUAUCCAGGGGUCUGUGUCUGUCCAACUCUCUAAUUUGUAUUGCUUAAAGGGCUUAGGAAAUUGAUCAUUACCUUCACCUUUCAUAUACUUAUGUGUCUCUUUUAUUUAUGUAUGCUAUUGCUGUAUGAACUUUAUAUCAUUUCUGUAUGAUCUCAAGAACUGAUACAUUCAUAUUAAAAUAAU
This is a messenger RNA of Ostrea edulis (European flat oyster), 6537 nucleotides long. RefSeq lists its product as uncharacterized. The coding region runs from base 46 to 5757 and encodes 1903 amino acids. The record is from RefSeq and is a predicted model, not a curated record. Gene Ontology annotation, molecular function: protein binding. The transcript is spliced from 3 exons. NCBI's taxonomy places the organism in Eukaryota, Metazoa, Mollusca, Bivalvia, Ostreida, Ostreidae.